Messenger RNA from Aspergillus homomorphus CBS 101889, 1500 nucleotides. Its product is annotated as aldo/keto reductase family protein. Gene Ontology annotation, molecular function: oxidoreductase activity. Bases 165 to 1016 code for a protein of 283 amino acids. Lineage: Eukaryota; Fungi; Ascomycota; Eurotiomycetes; Eurotiales; Aspergillaceae. The record is from RefSeq and is a predicted model, not a curated record. The transcript is spliced from 2 exons.
CCAGCUAGAACGAGCGUUCUCUUCCAUCCCAUUCUCUUUCCCUCCCAACCGCUUAUCUGAUUCAUAAUCACGCAAGAUUCAAUAUAGAAAAGCGAAUAUCAGCUUCUUGAAUCUCUCAUCUUUGAUUCGGGAAGUAAAUUCACAGCCGAGCAAGAACCGAAACAAUGUCGUCCAAAUACACCAUCACCGAUCUCUUGCCCCUCCCAAAUUCCUCCGUCCAGAUACCCCGCCUCGGCUUCGGGGUAUACCGUUCCCACGCCGACAAAUGCGUCACGUCUACCGCCCACGCCCUAAAAGUCGGGUACCGACACAUUGAUACCGCGCAAUUCUAUGGAAACGAGAAGGAGGUGGGCGACGCCCUCCGCGCAUCGGGUCUGGCCCGCAGCGACGUCUUCGUGACCACCAAGAUCCUCAGCCCUGCGGGGUCGCCGGAGGCGACCUACGAGAAGCUGGUGGCCAGUGUCGAGAAAAUCGGGGGCAAGGAUGGAUACGUCGAUUUGUUCUUGAUUCACAGCUCUAAGUCUGGCUCGGCGGGCCGGAAGGAGCUGUGGCAGGCCCUGGAACGCCUGCUGGAGGAGGGCAAGACCAAGGCCAUCGGCGUCAGCAACUUCGGCGUGAAGCACAUCGAGGAGUUUAAGUCGUUUGCUAAGGUCUGGCCGCCGCACGUCAAUCAGAUUGAGCUCCACCCCUGGUGCCAACAACGCGAGAUCGAUGCCUACUGCAAGAAGAACGGCAUCAUUGUCGAAUCGUAUUGCCCGCUCGUGCGCAACUACAAGGCCAACGACCCUACGCUGGUCGAAGUGGCACAGAAGUACAACAAAUCCACACAGCAGGUGUUGGUCCGCUACGCAUUGCAGAAGGAAUGGGUUCCCCUGCCCAAGUCAGAGACUCCGGAGCGCAUCGCCGCCAACGCCGAUGUAUUCGACUUCGAAAUCAGCAAGGAGGAUAUGAACAUUCUGGACGGUCUCGACCAGGGUAGCGGGGGUGCCAUUGUUGAGGCCGUGGAGAACGAGUAGACUGCAUAUACCGAUGGAAACACGUGUCUGGAAUAAGACCCUUUGCAAGAUAUAUAAUAUUAUGAUCUGUCACUGAUAAUGUUACUCAUGAGCCUCCGGCUGCAUGAUGAAAGAUUUAAUAGAUCGAGAAGUCGGCCGCGCAGGAUGCAUCAUGCGAAGUCGCGCCGGCGUCAAUGGGAACCACUCCAUUGGACACCGUGUAGACUGACAGCCGUAGGCGGAACGUGCUUGCGAAUUAGACGGCUGCUCUGCGACACGGCAAGACACGGCCAUAGAGUCAGGCCAUCAAGCAGAGCUCAUGCUCCGCGGGUGGGUUGAGAUUGGUCCUGGCGACAGCAGUUAUGUUCGCAAGAGAGGGGAUGAAGAUACCAAACAGGUUUACGACCAGGUUCCGGAGUAAAGCAGGUGCCCGUCAAUCCUAAGCAUUUAGGUGACAAUGAGGGGGCUUUCAUGCAAGCAACGCUACUAGGAUCGAUGCGUCUGC